Molecule: messenger RNA, 16783 nt
Organism: Mobula hypostoma (lesser devil ray)
Lineage: Eukaryota; Metazoa; Chordata; Chondrichthyes; Myliobatiformes; Myliobatidae
Product: neuropilin-2-like
Exons: 16
Coding region: 750-3512 (920 amino acids)
Biological process (GO): axon guidance; angiogenesis; vascular endothelial growth factor signaling pathway
Cellular component (GO): axon; glutamatergic synapse; plasma membrane
Molecular function (GO): vascular endothelial growth factor receptor activity; semaphorin receptor activity
Source: RefSeq, a predicted model, not a curated record
CAUGCGUGUAGAACAGUCCGAGGGAAGGGAAGAGGCGAGAAAGAGAAACAGGGAGUGAGAGAGAGAGAGAGAGAGCAGACAGGAACGCGAGCUCAAAGGCGUCAGAGCUCUUUAAUACAUCCCAAGAAACACAAAAGUGGUGCCCUGCACGUUGAAAAAGAGGUACUCCCUCUCUCAAGUUAGAUCUGUUUUGGCACUGAGCUAAGUUUUAAGGAGGGCUUAUGUGGAGGAGAGCGAGUUCUUGUUUGAGGACUGCGUUGUUUCAAAGGGGCAACCAAUCUCCGUAUCAUCGCCGACCAAACGCUACUCUUAGUAUCUCUCCACUGCCGAGAUAUCUGCUUCUUGUUGUUCUGACCGCGUCUCGUUUGGUGUUACACCACCCCCCAGGGAUGUAACACGGGAGGGAGAGGGAGAAGAGAGAGAGACAGGAAGCCUUCAAACCAGCUAACAGAGGAAGUGACACCAGCCUAUGCUUAAAGAGGACAAUUUUUUUUCAUUCUGUAAUUGUUUUUGAAGAGAGGGGGAGAUUGUAGUGUGGAAUAUCAACCGAGAGAGAAGCCUCCGUGAGUGUGUGUUUGUAAGGGAGAGUGUGAAGAGGGAUCGCACAUCUCACAGCGGGACAAGACGCGGCUUGGAAACGCACGGAAUAUAACGGGACUCGGUUCCGCCAGAAGCGAUCUGAGGUGGAAUUUACAAAAUAAAAACAACCCAAAGGAGUCCUCUGGGACGCGAGCAGGCGCGGAGGGGAGAUGUUCAGGAGCGUGUCUUCAGCGACGCUCCUCUGGAUCAGUUCCUGCUGUUUUCUUCAACUUGGCGCUGGGCAGAACGGAGCCGUGCCUUGCGGGGAGAGUUUGGAUGCAAGGGAAGCAGGAUACAUUACCUCGCCAGGGUACCCUCAUGACUACACGCCACACCAGAGGUGUGAAUGGGUCAUCCGUGCACCCGAGAGCCACCAGAAGAUUCUACUGAACUUCAACCCCCACUUUGAACUUGAAAAACAUGACUGCAGGUACGACUACAUCGAGAUCCGGGACGGAGACGGGGAGAAUGCGGACCUGCUGGGAAAGCACUGCGGGAACAUUGCCCCCACGUCUAUCAUCUCCUCGGGUUCCGCGCUCUACAUCAAGUUCGUGUCGGACUACGCGCACCAGGGGGCAGGAUUCUCGUUGCGCUAUGAGAUCUUCAGGACAGGGUCUGAUGAUUGCUCCAAGAAUUUCACGGCUCUCAAUGGUGUGAUUGAGUCUCCGAGUUUCCCUGACAAGUACCCCCACAACCUGUACUGUACCUACAUCAUCCUGGCACCGCCAAGGUCAGAGGUGACCCUCACCAUGCUCACCUUUGACCUGGAGUACGACCCUCUGCAGAUCGGGCCCGCAGACUGCAGAUACGAUCGCCUUGAAGUUUGGGAUGGCUUUCCGGAGGUGAGUCCUCUGAUUGGACGCUAUUGUGGCUCAAAGAUCCCAGCUGUGAUUCGCUCUGAUACGGGGAUCAUGUCGCUGACGUUCCAUACUGAUAUGGCUGUGGCAAAAGAUGGCUUCUCGGCUGAGUACAACAUCACCACGAAAGAUACUCAGGACUCUUAUCAGUGCAACAGCCCACUGGGCAUGGAAUCCGGUCAGAUCAGCAACAUGCAGAUCACGGCUUCGUCCACCUACUCUUUGGGGAACUGGGAAGCGAGCCAAGGUCGCCUCAAUCAUCAGAUCAACGGCUGGACACCCAAUGAGGACACCACUAGGGAAUGGAUCCAGGUCGAUCUGGGGAUUCUGAAGAUCCUGACUGGUGUUGCUACUCAAGGGGCAAUCUCAGUGGAUACGUCCAAGACGUACUUUGUCAGUAGCUACAAGUUGGAGGUGAGCUCCAAUGGCGAGGACUGGAUGACCUACCGACAAGGGAAGAACCACAAGUUAUUUGCUGCCAACACAGAUGGUAACGAGGUGGUGCUGAACACACUGACACCACCUGUCGUGGCUCGCUUCGUUCGCCUCAGGCCCCAGCUCUGGACGAAUGGCAUCUCCAUGCGCUUCGAAGUCUACGGCUGCCAGAUUACAAAUGCCCCCUGCUCCGAUAUGUUGGGAAUGGUCUCUGGGCUCAUCCCCGACUCACAGAUCACAGCCUCCUCCACACGGGACUACCACUGGUCGCCGGGCAGUACCCGGCUGGUUGCCAGCCGCUCUGGAUGGUACCCAAGGCAGCCACACCCCUUGCCCGGCACAGAGUGGAUCCAAGUGGCUCUGCCCUCCCCGAAGACCGUCACUGCCAUCAUUAUCCAGGGGGCACGAGGGGCAUCGUCUGUGGACGGCGGGAUGGGCGGGGAAAACAAGGCUUUUGUGCGCAGGUUCAAGUUGGCCUACAGCAUGAACGGAGUCAACUGGACUUUCGUCAAGGAAUCUGCAGGACAAAGGCACAAGAUGUUUGAAGGGAACAUGAACUACGACACGCCCGAGAUCCGACGGUUUGAUCCCGUGCCUGCGCGGUUUGUCCGAGUGUAUCCGGAAAGGUGGUCUCCUGCUGGAAUUGGGAUGCGUUUUGAGUUGCAGGGCUGUGACUUACUGGCAACCACCACGUCUGCUGCCACCGUUGUGUCCACGCAGUGGGGGGCGGAGAACGCCACCGAGGCUCCUUGCAUGGAUGAAGCCGAUCCUGCCUGUAUGAUCGGCCCCCAUGUGGUCGAUAUCAACUCCAGCAUCGAGGGCUUCAACUGCAGCUUCGGGGACGCGCACGAGAGUGAGCUGUGUGGGUGGUCACAUGACCCUUUAGCCCCAUCCAAGUGGUCCGUUCACUCUGGGAGCCCGAAGGUGGAAGAUUUGCGACUGAACCACUACCACAAUAUGGAUAAAUGGAACUACCUGCACAUCGAAACCUCCCGGUUACUGGAAGGACAGCACGCCAGGUUACUCAGUCCCAUGGUGCCGCCCAUUAACAGCCACCGCUGCAUGGUGUUCUGGUACCGGAUGCGCGGUGCUGGUGUUGGCGUGCUCCGGGUACUGCUAAGGAAGAGACCAGAUGACCUGAUGCUCUGGUCGCUGAGGGGAGAUCAGGGUGACAAGUGGAAAGAAGGAAGGGUCAUCCUGCCAGGAUAUAACAGUGACUAUCAGGUCAUCAUUGAAGGCAUUGUAGGCAGAGGUGUUAGUGGAGAGAUGGCCAUUGACGACAUUGCUAUAGCAUCGCAUAUAUCGCUCGAUCACUGUAUUCAGCCCGUCAGUGCCUUUCCCGGGAUCCACACGAGUGAGACACCAACAGGAGAGCGCCCUGCGGGGAGUGAACCCACAGUGGAGUCCGUGUCAGCGCAACCCAUGCCCAAUUUCUGGUAUUACAUUAUGGCGGGAGGAGGCGCUCUGAUAGUGCUGCUCUGUGUCUCUCUGAGCAUGGUGCUGUACCGCCAACGCUACGGAUUUGCAGCCAAGAAGAGCCUUCACUCGGUAAACGUCCACUUCCCCAACGGCUAUGUCACUGGUGUGGAGCCUGGGCUCACUAUAAAAAUGGGGAAGGAAGAUGAGAGAACACACUGCUAGGAGUGUCCUUAAAACAAAACAAACCAAACCGAGAAAGGUUAUUCAUAUCGCCAGCUCUACUUGCACUCUCCACUGCAAUCGCCAUGGGAAUGCCUGCUACUUUUUUCUCUCUCUACUCAACAUCGUACCUGUGGAUUAUAAAUAGAAAAAGAAAAAGAAAGUGACGAUCUCAAAUAUCGUGUACCUUUCCCCCUUCUUCUGAGAGAAUUGAUUGUGCAAGAUCUCCGCACUGUAGUGUACAAGGCAGACUGUAAGGACAAGCCUUCUGCAGUUUUCUGGGAAGGAAUGGCUUUGUGAAGACUUUUCUUGCUGAUACCUUGGGCAAUCUUGGGCGGAAAAGAAUCGGCCAUCAUAAUCUAUGAAAAAUAUUUUUUAAGAAAGCAAGGAAGUGCAUCACAAUUCCCUAUGAGGUCAUUUUUGUUUAGGAACAGACUGAAAUUUAAUAUAAAGUGGUUGCUUUUAAUGCUGGGUAAUUCUAGGCAAUACAUGUUGGCUUUCAUGAUUGUCGAUAUUCAUUCCCUCAAGCUGUCUUAAUUUUUCUCAAGCCUUUAUAAACUACCUCUUCCAACUUUCUAACAUUAAGAGUUGAGAAAGAUCUCUUAUUAGUUAUGAUCCUUGGUUCCCAUUACCGCCUCAUCCAAUACCAUCCAUAGCUGGACAAGAAGUCAGACACACUAAUGUUAUCUGUGGGAUUGACUUCACCAACACUCCAAAACAAUUCAUGAUGCUUUGACAGUGAGCGAGGGGUAUGACACGGAUUGGGAUGUGGAAAUAAAGAGACCCAUUCUGCUAAUCACUCAGAUCAUGGUCAAUCGAAGCCCCGUAUCCUUUAAUAUCUGUUGAUGACAAAAAUAUGUUGAAUGUAAAUUUGGGCAUCCAAGCACAUUCUAACAGGACAUGAUUAUACUGAGUAGGAAUAAUGUCCCUCGACUUGCUCAGCUCCCCUCAGCAACUUCAUAAUUUUGCUUCUGAAGCCUUUCAUGGUCUAAGGAAUUGGAUACAAUUGUUUAUGUUUGAGAGGUUUUAUGUUGAAUCCAGGCUGGGCAAAUGUGUUCAUUGUAGGGUGGCCGUUUCAGCUCGUCGAACACUUGUGAUGUCCCACCUUACAAUUUCAUGGAGGGACGUAGCAUUAUUCGAUUUCAGAGGGUCAUACAACGCGGAAACAGGCCCUUUGGCUCGAUUCAUCCAUGACACCUGAGAUGCCUGUCUAUUUUCCCAUUUUCCUGAAUAUGACGCAUAUCCUUCCUGUUCAUGUACCUGUCCAAAUGUUUACUAAACACUGUGAUUGUACCUGCCUCUGUCACCUCCUCUGGCAGCUCACUCCAUAUACCCACCAAGACUCCAUGUCAAAGAGUUACCCCUCAGGUCCCUUGUAAUAUUUCCUCUCUCACCAUAAACCUACAGUAUGUCCUCUGAUGGUAGACUCCCCUACCCUGGGGGGAAUGACUGUGAUGAUCUGCCCUUUCUAUGCCCCUGAUAAAGCUAUAAGACCAUCACUUCAGCCUCCUGCACUUUAGUGAGAACAAUCCCAGCCUGUCUGUGAAAGACAUUGUCAUGUUUUAUUAAGAAUUGUCGGGCCGCUAUUAGAAGAAGCAGACAACUGAAAUGUCCCUUGUCUCUGGUGUUUGUGUGGAGUUUGCAUGUUCUCCUUGUGUCCUGAGUAUCCUGAUUCCACCACCCCCCUACACCCCCACGUCCUGAAGAUCUGAAGAUGUGUUGGGAGGUUACUGCCUGCUAUAAAUUGCCUCGGGUGUAGGUGGGCGGUGUGAUAAUCAAGUGGGGUGUUGAUAAACAUAAGAGAUGGGUUUACAGGGAAAUGAGUGGGGUAGUGGGACUGAUGGAAGAGCCAGGUUAGGCCCAGUGGGCUGAAUGGUACAUUGUUGGAGGUACUGUAAAUAGAAAUCUAAGGAGCUCCUGGCUGGCAGAUGCUGGAUAAACUCCUGCCUCCUGCUGACCAAGCGCCUUUAACAGGGCAAAUAGACUUGAAUUUUGUGUGUGUGUGUGGCGGGGGGGGGGGUGAGUAAUUCACAUUUAAUUGUUGUGCAUUUGCAAACACAAACUUUGCAUUUGAAAAUAGAUCCAUCUUGCGCAUCAUGGUUUGAAAAUUGUGCCUUUGUAAGGCGUCAUCAGGCAGACUUGUGAAACCUUGAGAAGGAAAAUAAACCCAUGCACCCGAUGUACUGCAGCAUUCUCCCAACGGGAAGGGCGGCAGUUUCCCAAGCUAAACAUACGGAAUGCUGGAGGAACUCAGCAGGUCAGGCAGCAUGUGUGGAGAGGAGUAAACAGUUGAUGCUUUGGGCUGGGACCCUUCAUCAGUGCUUAUGACAGCUACCAUGUCGUAUAAUUCCAGUUAAAAAUCCGAGUUCCAAGUGUAGGAAAGUACAAGUGACUGUGUGGCCCUCGGAGCUUCACAGCACAGAAACAGGUCCUUUGGCCCAUCUCGUUAUUUCUAACCAGAUGCUAAACUACAUCAACCUGAUUACAUUUUCUUCCUAUCCAAGUACCUGUAAAAUUGUCUCUUCAAAGUUGUGAUUGUAUUUGCUCCUGACACCACCUCGUCUGGCAGUUCACCCCAGAUAACAGCACUCUGAGUGUGAGAAACUUCCCUCUCCUAUCCCUGUGUAGAUCAUUCCCCUCUUAUCCUAAACCUAUGCUUUUUAGUUUUAGAGUCUUCCAUCUGGGAAAAAGGUUCUGUACUCUAUACUCUAUCCAAGCCCCUCAUAAUUUUACAAACGAGAAGGUCACCCCCAGUGCAACUAGAACACCUAGAUCCCUUUGAGCUUCACUCUAUUGGUAGAAAUAUAGAAAACCUACAGCACAAUACAGGCCCUUCGGCCCACAAAGCUGUGCCAAACAUGUCCUUACCUUAGAAAUUACCUAGGGUUACCCAUGGCCCUCUAUUUUUCUAAGCUCCAUGUACCUAUCCAGGAGUCUCUUAAAAGACCCUAUUGUAUCCGCCUCCACCACUGUCACUGGGAGCCCAUUCCAUGCACUCACCACUCUCUGUAUAAAAAAACUUACGUCCAAGCACCUUAAAACUGUGCCCUCUCGUGCUAGCCAUUUCAGCCCUGGGAAAAAGCCUCUGACUACCCACACGAUCAAUGCCUCUCAUUAUCUUGUACAUCUCUAUCAGGUCACCUCUCAUCCUCUGACGCUCCAAGGAGAAAAGGCCAAGUUCACUCAACCUAUUCUCAUAAGGCAUGCUCCCCAAUCCAGGUAACAUCCUUGUAAAUCUCCUCUGCACGCUUUCUCUAGUUUCCACAUCCUUCCUGUAGUGAGGCGACCAGAAAUGAGCACAGUACUCCAAGUGGGGUUUGACCAGGAUCCUACAUAGCUGUAACAUUACCUCUCGGCUCCUAAACUGAAUCCCACAAUUGAUGAAGGCCAAUGCACCAUAUGCCUUCUUUCUAUUUACAGAAUAAUCUACGAUUUGAUUACUCUUACUAAUGAGCAUGACCUCACACUUCCACACAUUCAACUCCACUUACCAUAUAUUGGCCCAGUCAUUCGGACGAGAUCAAAAUCAAGCCAAUGUCUCUUUCAAGAUUUCUGUGGACUUGUUUUUUGCCUUAUUUCCUGUCAGGAAUAGCACCUUCCCCAGGGGUGGUUAGUGAAUCAGUAUUAAAUGCUGCCUUUUUGUGUUAAUAAGCAUGCAACUCGCACUUGACAGGGAAAAAUGUGAGAGCUUCACAAGAGUAUUAUCGAAGAAACCUUGAUGGCCGGAUUCUCCGACAGUUUGACGAGAAGCCUGGUCAAAGAGGUGUGUGAGAUUCGGGGAGAAAAUUCCCUGAAAACCACACAGCUGCUAGGCAAAGGGAACUGGAGAUUUGCAGCAAGCUGGAUUUGACAGGCAGAGGAAAGAUAUUUAUUUAACUCCUUGGCAUCAUGGACAAUAGGGCAGAUCAGGUCAGGAGAUGGACUUGUCAUCCAUGAGAGGCUGGUUGAAUCAGGGGCUGCUCUCUGUGGAGGCCACUAGCCAUUCACCACCACCCUCCUCCCCAACCCCCCCCCCCCCCCCCCCCCCACACACACACACACACACUCACUCUUCCUUUGACAGGGGAAUGAGUUAAGCCAUUUUCUGUACGUGAAUCAGCAAACGGACAAACUGACAUUCUCCCUGCCAGACCACCAGUGCAGGAACUGUGACGUAUUUGGAGGGAGGAUGGUGGGGUAGGAUUGAUAUUAACACAGAGCUGUAGUUACACCUACACUGAGGGUCGGGGGUUCAGUUCUGGGCUGGGAUUAGGGCAUAAUGGCUUUAGAGAGAUUGUAGCAAAGAAUCAUCAGGCUGAUGCCAGAACAAGGGUCACAUUUUAAGGGCAGGUUAAGGGCAGCCUGACUGUGUUAGCUGACCCAGGGGUAGGGUGUUGCCAUCAACAUGAGAAUUUUCCUGCUGAGUUCCUCCAGCAUUUUGUGUGGGUUGCUUCAGUCAGCAUCUAUGGACAUGAAUAAACAGUUGACAUUUCAGGCCGAGACCUCUCUUCAGGACUGGAAAGGAAGCGGGGAGAUUCCUGAAUAAAAAGGUAGGGGGGAAAGAAAGGUAAGGGCUGGAGAAGAAGAACUUGAUAGGAGAAGAGAGUGAACCAUCAGAGAAAGAGAAGAAGGAGGGCGCUAGGGGAUGAUGAUUGUCAGGUGAGGUGAAAUAAGAAGAGGUAAAAGGCCAGAGUGGAGAAUAGAAGAGGGAAACGGGGGAGGGGAAUUAGCAGAAGGAGAAAUCAAUGUUCAUACCAUCAGGUUGAAGGCUACCUAGAUGGAAUGAGAUGUUGCCCCUCACCCUGAGAGUGGCUUCAUCAUGGCAAAAGUGGAGGCCACGGACCAACAUGUUAGAACGGGAAUUGGGGUAGGAACUAAAAUGUUUGGCCACUGGGAAAUUCUGCUUUUGGUGGACGGAGCGGAGGUGCUUGACAAAGCGGUUUCCCAAUUUACGUUGGGUCUCACCAAUGUUAAUAGCAUUCAGGCCAGGCAAACUGAACAGUGCUCACACACAGAAAGACAAGCACAUGUGUACGCAUAACGUGAAUAUGUACAGGUACACAGUCAUGUAUGUGAAUAAAGACACGCGCACCACUGAAAGACACCAACUGCAUAAACAAGGUACAUACACGGACAAAGAAACACUGACACACAGACUCUGAUGCACCCCUAUAUCGACAAACACAAACAAGCAUACAUACAAUCUAUGUCACAGACAUACUAUUGACAUUCACAUAUUGACACAUGCCGACAAACCAUGACUAUUCGCGUGCGCGCGCGCGCGCCCACACACACACACACACACACACACACACACAGUUCACUUUGUAUAGUUCUUUUCUGCACUUGCUAAAGGUACCCAUUCAGAGCCUUGGCAAUACAGCCCACCACCCCCUGCACCUCUUGUCACCAGAUGAUGAUGUCAUUUUGAUUUGCCAGUUUUGACAAGAACUAAAUGUCAACAUGAAGUUGGUCUUUGGAAAGAUUUGAUUGAAAUGGGAUUUUGCCAGCGAUUAACUAGAAGAGGAGUUUGCUCUGUGCUAAUGGUAAUCAUAUACUCCAAGGGAGAGGAAAAUGCAAAAAAUUACAUCUGCUGGUUUGGGUGUAAUUUGAGUCUGCAGUGAGCAGCGUGACAUUGCCUUCCAUUGACAAAAGGCCGUUAAUGAUUCAGCAUGGCAAUCAAUCACUACUCACAGUAAGUGCAUGAUCCCUUACUAUCAAAUGUGCUUUCUAAAGCAGUCUUAAUCCAAAUGUCACAGUAAUUCAUAUUCUCUGCACCUUAACUUAUCAUGUGAUUGCCACAUAAUCACCAGCACUAGAUAAGGGAGGUACUUCUGAAGAUUUCACCCUAUCCACCUGACCGUGGUUGUGUGCUUUACUGAGUCUGGAGUUACCGGGUUUGGUCCUUGCCCUGUGAGACUUCAGGAUGAACCGUAGACUGAUGUUCCUGGGUGUUCUGCUGGGGCUGCAGAGGGGAUUCAGGGCAGUGAUGCAUCUUGAGUGAAAGAUUAGCCAUCUUGGGUGAGUGUGAAAGAUCUCAUACCAGCAAAUUUUGAUGGAGCUCUUCCUAAGUUGCAAGGUUUAGAUGGAUAUGGGCCAAAUACAAGCAAGUGGGGCUAGCUGAGAUAGGCCUCUUGAUUAGCACAGACAAGUUGGGCAUAACUGUGAGUCUGUCCUAAACAACCUACAACCCUCAACUGACAUCACUGAACUGGGGGUGAUCGUAGUUUUGUGGCAUCCUGCUAUGCAGUGAGGCCCUACAUUUUGACCACGACAAUAUUUUAAAAUGUUUUAAUUGAUUGCAAAGUGAUUUGGAAUGAGACUAUUGAAAUACAAGUCCAUGUCCCUUUUACUCUUUGUUAAGGCCAUGUGCCUGGAAGUGGGACUUGAGGUAUGUUGGCAUGUUGAAUUGGUGGUGUGUAUAGAACUCAGAAGUCCUAAAAGUAACGGUGAACUUUGGGCAUCCUUGCUUUCAGAGAACACUACUGUGGUUUAUUUUCCUUUAAAAUUGAUCUGUGUUUUACCAGGUGCUGUUGCUUCUGAGAGGGGCAUCUGCUGCGUUUUCAUGCACCGGCCCAUGGAGUUGCAUAGUACAUUAGGUCACCUGGGAGUUAAACAGUCACUCCAGUAUAGCAUCCCCGGAUAUGGUUGAGUUCACAAAGUCAGAGUUCUUUUAAAAGCCCUGCAUGAAAAGUCUGCCAUUUUGUGUCAAUACCCCCCCCCCGCUAUGACAUCACAGUGACACUUCAGUGGUACUGUGAUAUCAUAAUGCGAGGUGCUGUGUCGUAACGUUUCUGUGGCAUUACAGAUGACACAGGCCUGUGUAUUAUGAGAUUGCACUAGUGACAUCACUGGAGGAAUGGUGGGCUCUUAGAUAGACCAGCUUCAUACAAUAUUCCCACUCUAGCCAGGAGAAUCUCAGACACCACUUCUUAAUUGUACCCUUUGACCUUCUGCACACACAGAACAUGCCAGGUGGGAAAAGAAAAUAUAAUCUUCCACUUAGAUUUUUCUUUCAUUUCUGAUUGCUGUUUGUUGACAAUCAUUCACAAAUGGGAGCAAUUUGUUUCCAUCAAUUAACUUACAAUACCAGAGAGAUCCACAGUAGGGGAAAACUUUUAGAGGUCCAUAGUUUCAAGGGAAUGGAAUAGUAUUGGAUGCGCUGUUAUUGUCCAAGUCUUAAGAAAUAGGAAUGACAAAGGUCAAAAUAACAUGGUAGCUUUCUGUGCCUCUGUGAAAGUCACCUGCUCACCUCAAAGCCUGUUGGUCUCGCCAUGUGUCAUGUCUCACGUAAUGUCUCUGGGAACAAGUUUAUCUAAUGUGUAUUUGAAUGGAUAAGUACCGGCUCCUCCCUUGUCUCCCUAUGUCGCUUGGAUCAGCAGUUCUGUAGCAAUGGUAUAUUACAAUUGUGUUAAAGUCACGGUGAUAGGUUGACACUCAACACUUUGCUGUGUAUCUGGGGGAAUAGACCACUCACACCAGCUUCCGACUAUUUCUCGCUUCCAAAACUGUACUUUAUUCAUCAAAUUUACAAUGGAGGACAUUCACUCUAACUCAAAGUCAAAGUUAAGUUUAUUGUUGUAUGCACAAAUACAGUACAUGCAUGCACAGGUGCGAUGAAAAACUUACUUGCAGCAGCAUCACAGACAUGUAGCAAUUGAUGCAGAACAUCCACAAGAAAAUAAAACACAAAUUGAACGUAAAUUAAACAUUAUACAAGAAAGAAUAUAAUUAGAAGGAGAAGUCCUCUGCAUGCAGAGUGGUCACAGUGUUGCCGUACCGAAUUAGUGAUUAGGGUUGUGCAGGCCAAUGGUAGGAAUCUGUCGAUGGAUGUUGCCUUCUUGAGGUGGCGUUCUGUCUGUUUGUGAGACUUACAUUACAUUAGCACGAUAGUGAGCUUUCUUUCACAUAAGUGCAAAGGGUUUUUAUAUGGGCUCAACAUUCAGUGCACAGUGGCAAGAAUGCCCAGUGUAACAGUGUUCCCCCACAGAGUUUUUAACAAGAUUCAGUGCAUCGCUCAGCGCAUAGUCCUAGACUUUAGAAUGUGCCCGCCAGCCAUAUUUGACAGUGUUUGGUUGUCUGCUUUGAAUUACCCCAAUAAUGUGAAACACUUUGGAUAACCCUGUCCGUUCAGGUGCAUGGACCCCUUUAAUAUACAAAGAAAAUCUCCUAUCUCUAAUCCAGCAAGUGUUUUCAAUUAUUUGAUACUUUCUGAAUGAGCAAAGCAGCUUUAUUGUGACAAAUUACUUCAAAUUUGGUGCAGCCUUUCCAAAGAGAAUUGACUAUAUGAUAAACAACCCCUGUAAAAAAUCACUUUUAUUGUAUUCCACUGGGAUGCAGAAUGUUCAGACUAAAUGCUGUAGGCCUAAUUCUGCUCUUAUGUCUUAUGGUUGUUGUAUCUGCUGCAGAAAGACGAGGUACAGGACUGGGCAGGUUACUUGGAGCAGCUGGGCUGAGACAGGAUCUUCACAAGGCUUUCCACCAAAAGCAUGAAAGCAUGUCCCACCUGUGGGAGUCAGGCUUGUCACAUGUCUACAGUAGCCCUGGCCUUGAGAAAUCCUGAAAUUUAUAAUUGGCUCAUAUGGACAUGAAUGACAAAAGUACAGUCAAUAGAGUUACUGCCUCAGAGCGGUAGGAACAUGGGGUCAAUCCCAAGCUCCGAUGCUCUCUAUAUGCAGUUCUAUGUUGAUCACAUGGGUUUCAGCUAGGUCCUCCAGUUUCUUCCAACAUCCCAAAGGUGUGCAAGUCGGUAAGGUAAUUGGCCCCUGUAUAUUGACCCCAGUGUGUAGAUGAGUGGAUGAAUCUGAAAGAUGUUAUUAAGAAUGUAAGAAGACCAGGUUACAGGGAAAAUUGUUCUGUGAGCUGGCAUAGACUCAAUGGGCCAAAUAGUCACCUAUGUCACAAUAUGAAGACGUUGCAAUUUUAAAAAGUCAGUGAACAUUUCACCGUAGUGUCCCAGGGAAUGCCUUAAUGCUCUUCAGAGCUUUUUCUGGACAUGCUUCUCCUUAGUGAUUAAUGUCAAUGAGAGGUUGGUAGGAGACCAUGGACUGGUGCGAAUAAUCCCUGAAGGACACAGUUUACCACAGAUCACAAGGUCCCUUUCAGUGGCACAUCCACACCAUUUAUGGUCAGCAGGAGAGGUUCGGGAGAUAAGAGACCUUGACGCCACUUCAGCUCUCCUGAAUCUGAGGGGUGCAGGGAAACACGUGGAUACCAGACAGUAGAUUCCUGCCCAGGUGUCCCUAAGCUUGUGCCUUACAUAUUCCCCUGGGUGAGUACAGAGGGUGGAGGGCGGGCAGGCUUGCUGCAUGAAGCCAGUGAUGUGGGUGGAUGAUGGAAAGUAACAGUUUGCAUUUACCUGGCGCCCUCCAGGAUCUUAGGAUGUCCCAACUGCUUUGGAAAGUAUGACCAACUCUUACACUUUGGGGCACUGCAGACAUCAGGUUCCCUGCUUUUUGGUGAUGUUGGGUUAGCCAAGGAAUAUUAUUUGAGGAACGGGCUGCUGUUCUUCACGUUGCCUUAAUAUAUAUUGCCGAGAGAAGAAGCCAUUACUUUAUACCCUCAGUGGCCAGUUUAUUAGGGACAUCCUGAGUGUAUCUUUGUGGUCUUCUGCCCAUCCACUUCAAGUUUCGACGUGUUGUGCAUUCAGAGACGCUCUUCUGCACACCACUGUUGUAACAGAUGGGUAUUUGAUUUACUGUUACCUUCCUGUCAGCUUGAACCAGUCUGGCCAAUCUCCUCUGAACUCUCAUUAACAAGGUGUUUUUGCCCACAAAACUGCCACUCACUGGAUGGUUUUUGUACCAUUCUCUAUAAACUUCAGAGACUUAUGUGUGUGAAAAUCCCUGGUGAUCAGCAGUUUCUAAGGUACUCAACUGUCCACCUGGCAUCAAUAAUCAUUCACGGUCAUCACUUAGGUCACAUUUCCUCCCCAUUGUGAUGUUUGACCUGAACACCUGACCAGGCGUGCAUGCUUUUAUGCAUGGAGUCGCUGCCAUAUGAUUGGCCGAUUAGACAUUUGCAUUAACGAGCAGGUGCACAGACGUACCUAAUAAAGGUACUGAGUGUACAUUUAUUUGCUCAGUAGACUGGACAUUGCUGGAUGAGGCAACAUUUAUUGUCCUUGUUUAAUUGUGCCUGAAAUCAGGAAACAGAUAGGAAUCCCCCACAUUGGUAGGUCUGAAGGAAGGAGACAGAUUUCCCUCCUCAUUAGUGAACUGUGUGGGUUUUGUAACAAUCCAGUAAUCUCCCAGUCAGUGUUCUGGAGAUUCACUUUAAUCCUGGAUUGGUUUGAUUAUUUUGUGUCCACAGGCCACCCUGGUGCGAUCUGAACUCGCGUCUGGAUAAUGGACCCUGAACUCCAGCUGCGGGUCCGGUAACUUAACCAUGAUACCAUCAUUUAAAGGACAGCACCACUGAUGCUUCAACACUGACCCUGUUCCAGAUCCCAGUAUGGGCACGCUUUACCCUACUGGCAUAUACCGUGCCAACCUGGCCAGGACUGAGAAUCAGUUGGCAAAUGCCUGUUAUGUACAGCUGAAUUGGGCCACAGCUGAGAUGGAACUAGAUAGGUGAAAGUAUGCAGCGUGAUUUUAUUUUUUAACAGCACGUUUUAUGCCAGAAUGGCAGAGCAGAGUUAAUUAAAGCUUUAGAUUCAAAUGUCAGACUGCAGCGUUCGAUCUGUGAGCGGCUUACAUUGGGAUGGAGAAAGAGAGCUGAUUAAAGCACCACAGGAGAGCUGACAUGCUCAUUAAUUCUGUGACCCCUAAUUCCAACAUAAGAGCUGCUCGAUCAUUUACAGUUGCCUGGAAUUUACUCUUGACAUUCCCUACGGAUGAUGUUUAACGCAUUUGUGCGGCAUCCCUCCUCUUUUUUUUAAACUUGGCUUCUAAGCCUUUUUUUUAGUUAACUUCUACUUAAGGGAGCAGAUGGAAGAAUGCUUAAGAAUGUGCAAAUCACUUUGUCAAAACAGCAAUUUUUAGACUCUUAACCUUACACUCAAUUUUCACCUUGAAAUGACUGUUCCCUCAAGACCGGGAGGGUGACGUUACAAGAGCUGAUUGUGGUGACCAGUCUUAUUAUCCCCCAAGUCCAGAGAUUAAGGGGUUGAUUUGGUAAAAAGAAACUACUUCCUCUGGGGUAGGAGGUCAGAACCAAAGACACAGCCUCCAAAUCUGAGCUAGACCAUGCAAAGAUAACAUGACGAAUCUCAGCUUACGCUAGCCAAGGUGAAUGGCUAGCCAUCCCUACCGUAUGAAGACAUGUGACAGCACAGUGGUCUAGCAGGUAGAACCACUGCCUCAAAACACCAGAGACGGGGGGGUUCGAUCCUGACCUCGGGCACUGUCUACAUGGAGCUUGCGUGUCCUCUCACUGUCUGGUUCCCCAAGUUGUGCACAUUGGUAGGUUACUUGGAUGCUGUGAAUUGCUCCUGGUAGGUGGGUAGCUUGUAGAAUCAGAAGAAGUUGACAGGAAUGUGGGGAGAAUAAACAAUGGAGUUAAUGUGGGAUUGGUGGCAAAUAACUGUCUGAUGGUCAGCACCAACAUAGUGGGCCUGUUUCUAUGUCGUAUCUCUCUGUGCCUAUGAAGUUGCACCAGAUGAAACUUCACAAGAGAGAUUGGUAAAUAUCUUGUUCAAUGAGGACAGAUGGAGAUCAGUCAUACCCAGCUACGUGGUAGAAUGGGCUUGCAGGAUGAACCAGCCUGUUCCUGUUCCUGUUCCAUCAUGUUGUUUUGGAUCAUUCCCGGCAGCCACACUCUCUGAGAAUGCAAUGCUGUGUGACACGAGUCCCGUUGUUUGGUUGCAGAUUGUAGUGCAAAAUAUUUUUCAUGAUAGUUGCGUCCCAUUGAAAUUGGUAAGUCAGUUGAAAGCUUUUCUUCUUAAGUAACAGUUUUUGUUUCGGUGACAUUUAAAGAUUUAAAACCUUCCAGCCUGUUAUUUAAUCAGAGAUCUCCCUCUGCUCAAUUGUUGUCUGAUGUGCGAAGAGUUUACAAACGGGACUUUCAGAUAACAGUAAUCACUGGACGUGCUGAUUACCCAGUCAGGUACUCUGGAUUUCCCCUGGUUCAUAGUCUUGCUCCUUUCCCCUAGCACACCGUCCUGUCCUCUAGUGAUCGCCUUGCAAAUAAUGGGGAGUGAGUGGGAAAUGUGGGGGGUAGGGAAUGUUACCGCCCAGCCUGUGCAGCUCCUCUCAGAGGUUGGCUUGCUAUUACUGAAGGUGUAAGGAUGCUUCGAGUCACUUCCCACCCACCCACAGGAUGACACAAGGGCCGUAGGUUAAAGGAAAUCUCAUAGUUCCACUAGGUUCCAGGAGACUCUGGCUAGUGAAACACUUUCUCUAAGGUGAUGAUGCUAGAUCCAGCAGCCAGUUUGUACAAAGCAACCUCUUUCCAAGAGCGGUAUGAUGGUGAUGGGCGGCAGUGGGCUGUUGGUCUGCUCUUUAAGGUAGCGCCAAGGGAUCGUUCACACCACAAGAAAUGAGGGAGCCUCGUCUCUCCUCAGAGGUAGCACCUCCAGCAACAUGAUGCCCCCUCAGUACAGCAGGAGUGGAACCACCCCUCCCAAUGGCUGGGCUUGAAGCGAGGGGGGCCAAUUUUGAGAAGAUGCUUUGGGAAAGCACUGUCCUGUGUAAGGGGGAAGCUGAGAGUGGGAGAGCCUUAUAUAAACUGGGAUGCACUGUGACUCUUUUAAACGUUUUUCUUGGUCGUUUGGCAUUUCACUCCCGGUCAGUCAGCAUGCCGACUCCUCCCCUAUGCUGAAUCUGUCUUGCCUUCCCACUUUGCCUGUGUCCUUUUUUGGUACCCUGGGCUCCCGCCAUUUGACUGUUACGUGCUUUUGAAUGUGAAUGUUGCAGUGGGAUGGUGUGUACAGUGCCUGUGCCUCAUGACGUACUCACUCAGUGGGCGGGGAUGCUCUCGUUUCUUUGCGUUUGUUUGAAUGUAAGUUGGCUGCCCUGGAGAUGUACUCUGUGGAAUGGAAUAAAGAUGCUAUUUUUAUACAAACAAUAUGCCGUCUAAGAUCUCUUUUAAAGUUAUAGGCCUGGGAAUGAACUGUGUCCUCAUCCCCCUUCCCUCUGGUCAACACAGGCCGCAAGGUUCCGAUGCAAUAAUCCAACUCUGUUGCCUUGUGCUUGAGACCGACUCAACGUUGUGCUCAUUCCAUCCACCUGCGGUAGGGGUCGUCAACCUGGGAUCCAUAGACGCCUUGCUUCAUGUUAUUGGUCCAUGGCAUGAGAAAGGUUGGGAACCCCUGAUCUAUGUGUUGCAUUGUUCCAAGAUCUUAGCUCAGCCAUGGA